CCUGCACCCAGGAGAAUGCCCCGGGGAGGUGGGGCUACAGAAGGAACUGACUGCCUCUGGGAGUGGGUGGAGCCCAGGCUUUGGGGGGCCUGAGAGAGAGGUGUUUUGAGGGAGGAGCUCAGCCAAAGCCGGGGUCAGCACUGGAAGAGGGUGCUCUCUGUUCAUUCUGACUUGGCACCUCAUUCUGCACAGAACCCUUUGGAGGUUGGAGGGAAGAGGACUCUCAGAGGGAGGUGUUGCCCUCAGCAAGGACGCUGGCAUGCCCUGGACUCAGCGGGAACCGGGGAGGUGUUCCCAGAAGCACCAGCUCCUGGGCAGCUCAGAACUCUGACUUGGAUCCUGACCAAAGAGUGCCCAACCGCUAAAUAGGCUGGGGGCCCCAUUUCUCUAAGGCCCGCAUCCCUCCCUCGGGGUGCGCCCUGCCCCUCCCUGAGUCACCCCAGGGAGAGAGGGGGGGAAAAAGGGAAGAGAAAAGCUGCAUUGGCUACAGAGGAAGGAAAAGGAAACAGAGGUGGGAGGAGAGAGGCCAGGCAGGAGUGGGUGGCAGAGGAGCCCGAGAGGGCAGAUCUAGGGCAAAUCUAGGGCAGGGGGCAGUUGAGGAAGGGCAGGCCGAGCAUCCCAAGGUGCCCCAAGAGCAGGCCGGGGGCGGAGAGCCCAGGGGGCGGACCAGCCAUGUCCCACGGGGCCUACUACGAGUGUGAGCCCCGGGCUGGCCAGCAGCCACUCGAGUUCUCGGGGGCCCGCGCGGGGCCUGGGGAGCUGGGGGACAUGUGCGAGCACGAGGCCUCCAUAGACCUCUCCGCCUACAUCGAGUCCGGGGAGGAGCAGCUUCUCUCCGACCUCUUCGCUGUGAAGCCGUCACCGGAGGCCCGAGGCCUCAAGGGCUCGGGAGCCCCUGCCUUCCCCCACUACCUGCCGCCUGACCCUCGGCCCUUCGCCUACCCCCCACACACCUUCGGCCCCGACAGGAAGGCGCUGGGACCCGGCAUCUACAGCAGCCCGGGGAGCUACGACCCCAGGGCCGUGGCUGUGAAGGAGGAGCCGCGGGGCCCCGAGGGCGGCCGCGGGGCCGGCCGCAGCGGCUACAACCCUCUGCAGUACCAGGUGGCGCACUGCGGGCAGACGGCCAUGCACCUGCCCCCGGCCCUGGCAGCGCCCAGCCAGCCCCUGCGUGUCCUCAAGGCCCCUAUGGCUGCGGCCGCGCCCCCCUGCAGUCCCCUUCUGAAGGCUCCCUCCCCGGCUGGCUCUUCGCACAAGGGCAAGAAGGCAGUCAACAAGGACAGCCUGGAGUACCGGCUGCGGCGGGAGCGGAACAACAUCGCGGUGCGCAAGAGCCGGGACAAGGCCAAGAGGCGCAUCCUGGAGACGCAGCAGAAGGUGCUGGAGUACAUGGCGGAGAACGAUCGCCUCCGCAGCCGCGUGGAGCAGCUCACCCAGGAGCUGGACACCCUGCGGAACCUCUUCCGCCAGAUCCCCGAGGCCGCCAACCUCAUCAAGGGUGUGGGGGGCUGCAGCUGAUCCAGCUGGUAGACUAUGGGCACCUUACCCCCUCUCCCCCCGCCUGACCCUGGGGACCCCUGCCCUGCUGGGGUCCUAGAGCCCCUCACAGGCCAAGCCUGAGACAUAAACCAUGGACAAAUGGCAGCAGGUGGCAAGGGAGGAGGGCAGGCCUCAGCAUUAUGGUUCUGAAGCUGAAUAAAAUUGCACUGUGACU
Messenger RNA from Pipistrellus kuhlii (Kuhl's pipistrelle), 1714 nucleotides. It is a transcript of the gene CEBPE, whose product is annotated as CCAAT enhancer binding protein epsilon. The transcript has 2 exons. Gene Ontology annotation, molecular function: RNA polymerase II cis-regulatory region sequence-specific DNA binding; DNA-binding transcription factor activity, RNA polymerase II-specific. Lineage: Eukaryota; Metazoa; Chordata; Mammalia; Chiroptera; Vespertilionidae. Gene Ontology annotation, biological process: regulation of transcription by RNA polymerase II; DNA-templated transcription; myeloid cell differentiation. Bases 673 to 1518 code for a protein of 281 amino acids. The record is from RefSeq and is a predicted model, not a curated record.